Messenger RNA from Amoebophrya sp. A120, 267 nucleotides. The record is from the annotation of a GenBank genome assembly. NCBI's taxonomy places the organism in Eukaryota, Dinophyceae, Syndiniales, Amoebophryaceae.
GCACCAUUUGCAGAUGUAUAGUGCUCCUCUGCUGGCGGACAUAAGUAGUCACGGACGAGAUUCACACUCCGACACUUUUUCUUUCUGCGAGUAUACCACAACUUUAUUCCACCAGAAAGUGAAGAUAGCGGUGUUUGGAAAAAAAGGAGGGACUAUCGCACACAAGGAAUUCAUGCCAUGCGCGGCACCGAGCCCUUUGAUCCGCAGGGCGGCUCAUCAUGGGCGGCGGGUAUCAAUAGAACGAGAAGCGCUGGUGUAAAGAAAACC